Molecule: messenger RNA, 3415 nt
Organism: Carassius auratus (goldfish)
Lineage: Eukaryota; Metazoa; Chordata; Actinopteri; Cypriniformes; Cyprinidae
Product: E3 ubiquitin-protein ligase Topors-like
Exons: 3
Coding region: 206-3208 (1000 amino acids)
Biological process (GO): protein polyubiquitination; protein monoubiquitination
Molecular function (GO): metal ion binding; ubiquitin protein ligase activity
Source: RefSeq, a predicted model, not a curated record
AUCAGCCGCCCGAGAGAGAAGUCGUGUCGGUUCUAGUCGUUAUUAAACGCAUUUAAUAUUUACACUCGGAGAAAUAAAGUCUUACUGGCUCCUGAAUUAUCAUCUUUAACUGUUCUUUGAAGCGUCUCUGGUUUAUAAGGCAAUAAAGUCAAAUGAGGAUCCGAGUAACUUACUCCCAAAGUCUCAACAAAUACAUGAAACAAUCAUGGCAUCACCGCAGAUGAAGGAGCGUCCAUCGGGUGUUGUGUUAAACACUAUAUCAAAAGGAGCGUCUCCAGAAUCCAAGUGCCCGAUAUGUCUGGAUCACUACAAAAACAUAUCGUACCUUGAUGUGUGUCUGCAUAAGUUCUGCUUCUGCUGCAUCCGCGAGUGGUCGAAGAACAAAGCCGAGUGCCCUUUAUGCAAGCAGCCGUUUAAUUCAAUUUAUCACACCAUAAAGUCCGAAGAUAACUACCAGAAGUUCGACCUGCGACCAACCGAAAAUGGCUCGUUUGGGAACAUGGCAGGCCAGAGAUUCCGGUAUCGCACCACGCUCACCGGCGAGCGCAGACCAGCGCCGAGGAGAACCUCGUCCCCUCCUGACCACGGGGUCUUAUUCGAGGGCCUGAGAGGGUCUGUUCCUCAGCGGCACAAUAGAGAUCUCCACAGCAUGUUGAGGAGGUUAGCAGAGGAGAGACAGCGGAGAGAGAGAGAGGGAAGGUCUCUGCGAAGUCUUCAGGAACAGCAAGCGGUUAAAUUCAGACGGGCUUUGUACAGGAGAGGCGUGCGAGUCCAGAACGUGGAGGACGGCGGACGCAGCAGGGAGACUUCUGCAGAGUUCUUCAGGAGAAAUCCUGCUUGUCUCCACAGGCUUGUGCCUUGGGUGAAACGAGAGCUGACUGUCCUGUACGGUUCUCACGGGUCGCUAGCAAACAUAGUGCAGCACAUCAUCAUGACUCUGAUCACUCGGCAUAACUUGGACGAGCAGCCUGUUCUGCAUGAGCUCCGGCCCUUCCUGUUAACCCAUACAGAGCACUUCCUGCACGAGUUCCUUAGCUUCGCUCGGUCCCCGUUCAACAUGGAGGCGUAUGACCAGCGCGCCGUUUACGACUUGCCUCAGGCCUCCGGCGAGAUCAGCCGCUCGGAAACCUCUGUGAUCUCGAUCUCUGAGGACGAGAGCGAUGCAUUAGUGUCAGGGUCCCAGGAUUAUGGCACUCCUAGUGUGACCUUAAGCCAAGCCCCGUGGGAUGAUGAGACCCCAGGGCCAUCCUACUCCUCAGAGACCUCUCAGGUGCUGCCUUUCCAUGUGAGGGACUCGGAUUCUGAUAGUAGCGUAGGGGAAGCAGUAGAGUCUGUUACUGCUGUGCCACAUCAGGACCGUCUGGGAGAUCCUGGCACUUUAGAAGAGGAGCCUUCCUCUGGCAGUGAUGAAGACUGUGUGAUUGUUGGAUAUGUUAAGCCAGCUUUAGAAAGGACACCGGAACUGGUCCUGCUUUCCUCUGAUUCAGAACCAUCUGAGCAGAACGCUGAGCCACAGAGCCCUGAUCUGACUCCCGCUGACACUCAGAGGAACACCUCGUCUCGCUCCAGAGAAGAUAAAUCUGGUGAAAGGCAUCAUGAGAGACAGCUGUCGGGAUCUAGAAAUCGAUCGUCACGCAGCACUAGGACUCACUCCUCCUCUCAUGGCAGGGAACACCAAUUGUCUAAAAAGAGCAAGCAUAAGCGGAGACGAGAAAAUGAGUCAAGUUUCCACUCCUCGUAUAGCCAUUACAGUCAAAGAGACCGCAGCGGGAGAUGCUACACAGAGACAUGCUCAUCCUACACCAGCCAUUACAGAAGUGUACAUCGCUCUCGUUCUCAAUCGCAUCGUAAAAGACGAAGCAGGGACCGUCAGGAAAGAAGACGCUCGAGGAGUAAUUCUAGAAUCAACUCUUCCAACCGUCAGGACAGAAGUAAUUCUAGGAGUAAUUCUAGAAUCAACUCUUCCAACCGUCACUCAAGGAGUAAUUCUAGAAUGAACUCUUCCAACCGUCAGGACAGAAGUAAUUCUAUGAGUAAUUCUAGAAUCAACUCUUCCAACCGUCGCUCGAGGAGCAAUUCUAGAAUCAACUCUUCCAACCGUCAGGACAGAAGUAAUUCUAGGAGUAAUUCUAGAAUCAACUCUUCCAACCGUCACUCAAGGAGUAAUUCUAGAAUCAACUCUUCCAACCGUCAGGACAGAAGUAAUUCUAUGAGUAAUUCUAGAAUCAACUCUUCCAACCGUCAGGACAGGAGUAAUUCUAGAAUCAACUCUUCCAACCGUCGCUCGAGGAGCAAUUCUAGAAUCAACUCUUCCAACCGUCAGGACAGAAGUAAUUCUAGGAGUAAUUCUAGAAUCAACUCUUCCAACCGUCACUCAAGGAGUAAUUCUAGAAUCAACUCUUCCAACCGUCAGGACAGAAGUAAUUCUAGGAGUAAUUCUAGAAUCAACUCUUCCAACCGUCAGGACAGAAGUAAUUCUAGGAGUAAUUCUAGAAUCAACUCUUCCAACCGUCAGGACAGAAGUAAUUCUAGGAGUAAUUCUAGAAUCAACUCUUCCAACCGUCAGGACAGAAGUAAUUCUAGGAGUAAUUCUAGAAUCAACUCUUCCAACCGUCAGGACAGAAGUAAUUCUAGGAGUAAUUCUAGAAUCAACUCUACCAACCGUCACUCGAGGAGUAAUUCUAGAAUCAACUCCAGCUCACAUCAGACAUCACAUCAUGAUGAUCAUGGAAGGAAAAAGAAAUACAAAAUGAAGCAUCAUGAGGAACCCUCAAGGAAAAGUUCUAGUCAAUUGGUCACCGAUUCUAUUGAUGAUGGCGCAAAAAAGAAAACCAAGAAGCACAAAAAGUUCAAGAGGAAAAGUAGGAGUCCAAGCAUAGAUGACAGAUCUGAGGGUCACGGUCGGAAACAUCACAAGAAGAAGAAGAAUAAGAAGAAAAACAAGAGGAAGAGCAGGAAACUCAGUGGUGAGAAGAGGUUGGGAAAAAACAGCCCAGUUUUCAUUACAAUUCCUAGUGACAGUGACGAAGCUGACCCCAGUGAACCCUCAGCCAGGAAUAUCAGUGCAGCUGACUCCACAGUCACGAUCGCACACAGAGCCACAGACUCUCAGCCGCUAGACGUGGAGCAAGACUCAGCUGCUGGAGCUGAAUGGAGUUCUGUGUGUGAUGCAGGGAAUCGUCCCCCAGACAGAUUAAUGCCAGUGUGAUUCUGAGUUUAUCUCAAUUUGUGGCAAAUCAAGACAGAGACUACUGUAAUGCCCACAUGUGUUUCCAGUGUUUUAUAAAUGGAGAAGAGAUUUUUAAAUGUGAUUUUGAUUUGGAGUUCAAACUUUUGUAUUCGAUAUAUUUGCAUUUGUGAUUUUGGAAAUGUAUUAAUUUCAAACUCCCCUAUGCAAGCAAAUUAACAGUCACUA